UUUUAAAAUUUUUAACAAUAUUUUUAAAAUUUUAGUUUGUUUUAUUUUGUUCAUUUUAAAAAUUGAUCAUGUUCGGUGGCCAAAUUAGGAGCUCAUUAUUAGCAUCACGUCACAUCUGUUGGGCUGGCCUUAGUCCGUUAGCCUGCCGCCUGCAAGUGCGGCGUAACUUUAAGGUAUCCCUUGUUGGAGCUGCCGGCGGCAUUGGUCAGCCGCUGUCCCUGCUGCUAAUGAAUAACUCGAUGAUUACGGAGCUGGUUCUGCACGAUGUGGUUAAUAUUAAUGGUGUUCGUGCCGAUUUGUCUCACAUUUCCACAGCGAUUGAUGUGAAAGGCUUGCAGGGUCCCGAACAGCUAGAGAAAGCUGUCAAAGGAUCCGAUCUGGUUAUCAUCACAGCCGGAAUGGGACGUGGACCGGGCAUGAAACGUGAACAGUUGUUCGAGAUAAAUGCUAACAUUAUUAUCCAAACGGUUAAUGCAAUUGCCAAAAACUCGGCGCAUGCGCUAAUUGCGAUCGUUACGAACCCAAUUAAUACGCUGGUGCCCUUGGCCGCCGAGGUUCUCAAAAGGAAUGAGGUAUAUGAUCCGAAUCGUUUGUUUGGUGUCACAACAUUGGAUUGUGUGCGUGCCGAACGAUUUAUUGGCGAUUAUUUGAACAUUAAUCCCAAGGAAGUAAAAGUCCCUGUUAUCGGUGGACACUCUGGUCUCACCAUAAUGCCCAUCCUUUCGCAGUGCAAGCCCGCCUUAAAUGCCAAUAAGGAGUGCCUAGCCGCUCUUGUCCAGCGCAUCCAGAUGGCCGGCGAUGAGAUUGUUUUGGCCAAAGAGGGCAAAGGGUCGGCCACCCUUUCGAUAGCAUAUGCCACCCAUCGUUUUGCAGAUGCCCUUCUGAAGGGCCUGAAGGGCGACAAAGCACCGAUCGAGAGUGCCUAUGUGCAAUCCGAUUUGACCGAGGCAUGCUUUUUCGCCACUCCGCUUAGCUUUGGCCCCAAGGGCAUCGAGCAGAACCAUGGCCUACCCGAGCUCAAUGACGUGGAAAUGCUGGCAUUAAAGUCGGCGGUUAGGGACUUAAAGAAGUCCAUUGAAAAGGGCAUCAACUUCGUGUAGUUGAGUAGAGCACCGAUUUUAAUAGUGUAUUUCGAAUAUCGAAUAUAUAAGCAUAUACAUAAAC
Messenger RNA from Drosophila novamexicana, 1164 nucleotides. RefSeq names its product malate dehydrogenase-like. The record is from RefSeq and is a predicted model, not a curated record. The transcript is spliced from 2 exons. Gene Ontology annotation, biological process: malate metabolic process; tricarboxylic acid cycle. The coding region runs from base 69 to 1100 and encodes 343 amino acids. NCBI's taxonomy places the organism in Eukaryota, Metazoa, Arthropoda, Insecta, Diptera, Drosophilidae. Gene Ontology annotation, molecular function: L-malate dehydrogenase (NAD+) activity. Gene Ontology annotation, cellular component: cytoplasm; mitochondrion.